AUGUUCCUGCGGACCGUGGCCGCCUGUCUCGUGCCCUGCCGGGCCGCGCUCCGGACUGCCGGGGCUCCGCGCAUGCUACAUCGUGCCCACCCGCUCGCGAUCAAGAAGAAUCGCAUUCCCCCCCGACCAAAAUGGACACCCGAGAUGGAAGCCUCCAUAGAGGAGAAGUUCCUGCACGGAGGCCGCGGGCCCGGCGGGCAGAAGAUCAACAAGUGCAACAGCAAGGUGCAGUUGCGCCAUGUGCCCUCGGGGAUCGUGAUUGAGUGCCAGGCAACCCGCAGCCGCGAACAGAACCGCAAGCUGGCCCGCGAGAAGCUAGCCGCCGCGCUGGCGCAGCCCCCCGGUAGCGCCAGCGAACGCGAGCUGGCGUUGCGCACGUGGGCGCGGCAGGGUAAGCACGCGCAGGCGCGCAAGAGCCGCGAGAAACACGAGCGCGCCCGCGCCGAACGCGAGGAGCUCGCGCGCGCCCGCGACGCGGAGGACGCCGAACUUCUGCGUCAGCUGCUCGCGAAGCCGCCCGCCACCUCCUAG
Messenger RNA from Eremothecium gossypii ATCC 10895, 531 nucleotides. RefSeq names its product Rso55p (gene RSO55). Gene Ontology annotation, cellular component: mitochondrion. Lineage: Eukaryota; Fungi; Ascomycota; Saccharomycetes; Saccharomycetales; Saccharomycetaceae. Gene Ontology annotation, molecular function: translation release factor activity. The record is from RefSeq and is marked provisional. Gene Ontology annotation, biological process: translational termination. Bases 1 to 531 code for a protein of 176 amino acids. The transcript has a single exon.